AUGUCAAUAAGUUAUUUAAAUUUUUUAUCAAGUUUAGGAAUAAGUGAAUCAAACUACCAGUGGGUUGGUGCUUGGUGGUUGGGCUAUGUCAUUUUUGCAAUCAUGUGCUUCGCAUUUGCUUUACCAAUUUUUGGUUAUGCGAAUGAUUUGCCAGGUGCAAGUUCUAUAAGAGCAGCGAAGAUCAACGAAUUGUCGGUUUUUAGUUCUUCAAAUUUGAAAGAAAGAGUUGAUGUCUACAUGACCAUAUGGAAGUUACUUCACAAUACAACGUUUUUAUUGAUUUGUCUCUUCUCUCUGUGUGACAUGUUUGUCCUAUGUGGCUUAAAUUCGUUCGGACCUAAACUAAUUGAAUUGUUAAUGUUUGUUUCUCCGACGUUCGCUGGUUUUGUUUUUUUACCGGCCGGAGCUCUGGGAACGUUGAUUGGAGGUUACAUUAUAAACAAGUUCAAGAUGCAUGUUUGUGCAAUGAUGAAAUUUCAGUUGUUGCUGUCCAUCGCUGUCAUCGCUGUGGCACCAACAAUUUUUUCACACUGUCCAAGCAAUAACCUAGAGUACCAGAAUUGUUCCUGUGUUUCUUCAAGUGACCAGCGCCAUCCCGAUGGCCAUGGCAAACCGUGCUCGAAACAUUGCAAACUUUCUUACAUUUUUGUUGUUGGAUAUGCUCUGAUAUUUUGUUUUGCUUGUAUCUGCUUAACAACAACCGUGUCGAUUACAUUUAGAGUAAUUCAGCCAUAUCAAGCUACUGCUGCCUUAUCCAUGCAAACCUUGUUGGUUAAAAUAUCAGGCACCGUUCCAAGCCCUUUGAUAUUCGGAGUGGCACUUGACAGUAGCUGCUUCUUCAAAGAUGUUCAAUCGAGGCACAUGAAGAUUGAAAAUCAGAAAGUUGCCAAAUACAUAUUUUUGAUCUUGCUGGUUCCCAAAGUGAUAAGUGUGUUAGCCAUGGCUAUAAUGAUUUCUCUGCAUAAAUCUAACUCAGUCUCAAAAAAUCUAAUCGAAGAUAUAACUAUAGAAGUCAAACCCGCUUGA
Molecule: messenger RNA, 1026 nt
Organism: Helobdella robusta
Lineage: Eukaryota; Metazoa; Annelida; Clitellata; Rhynchobdellida; Glossiphoniidae
Exons: 6
Coding region: 1-1026 (341 amino acids)
Biological process (GO): transmembrane transport
Cellular component (GO): membrane
Source: RefSeq, a predicted model, not a curated record